CUCGACCAUCUCGGCAGCACCUCCAAUCCGCGAUAAACAAUUCUGCCCGUAUUUCUCCCCCUCGGCUUGAUCAGCUGGCAAAUCGAUCCCAAACACAACCACUAUUCCAUCUGCUUAAUUCACAUACAACCUACAUCCAAUCAAACCAGACACACACACAAUCACAACCAUGGGCAUCACCAAGCGCAAAGAAGGCCCCAGCAGCAAGGGCAAGCCCGUCCGACCGUCCAAGAAGCAGAAGGCGCAAGCAUUGGCCGCCUACCACAGCAGUUCAGAGGAGGAAUCCGACAACGAGCAGCAAGAUGUUGAAGACCAAAGCGACGAGGAGGCCGGCACCUCCGCCGUUCCCGCCCACCUCCUCGACUCGGACGACGAAGACCUAGACAACCUCGUUGCCGACGAUGGCGCAUCCACAGACGAAGAGCAAGCAUCCGACUCUGAUGAUUCCGAAGCCGAACAACCAUCAAACAAGUCCUCCAAGAAGUCGCAAACAAAACCCAAAUUCGUCGCCAAAGACGCCCCAGAUUCCGAAGACGACGAGGACGACUCCCUAGACGGCGGUUCCGACCUGGGCUCCGACCUCGACGAUGAAUUCGACCUCGACGGCUCGGGUGAUGAGAACGGCAACAGGAGACAAACCAAAUCCAAGCGCAACGAUCCCGACGCCUUCGCCACCUCCAUCACCAAAAUGCUUUCCUCCAAGCUGCCCGCCUCGCGACGCGCCGACCCCAUUGUCGCGCGCUCCGCCGAGUCUGCAGCCGCCGCCAAGUCCCUGGUCGACGCAGCGCUCGAAGCCAAGGCGCGCAAGCGUUUGCGCGAGCAGAAGCGUCUGGCCUUUGAGAAGGGUCGGGUGCGUGAUGUGUUGGUCCCUAGCAAGACUAGGACGCUCAACAUCCAGACGGGCGAGAUCGAGGAGAUUCCGGAUGGAAAGGAGGGCGAGCAGACGACGGGUCAGAUUCUGGAGACGGAGAGGAGGCUGAAGAAGACGGCGCAGAGGGGUGUGGUGAAGCUGUUUAAUGCGGUUAGGGCGGCGCAGGUCAAGGCGCAAGAGGCGGAACGGGCGGCGAGGCAGGAGGGAAUCGUGGGUGUGAAGAGGAGGGAAGAGAAGGUUACGGAGAUGUCGAGGAAAGGGUUCUUGGACUUGAUUGCGAGCGGUGGUGGGGGGUUGAAGAAGGGUGGCUUGGAGGAGGCUUAAGGGAAUUGCAUUCUGGUGUAGAGGGGUGAUUGUUUAUUGUGUUUGCAUAUUGUCAAGGUCUAGGCUAUUUUCUUAUAUACAACCCCGUGCCCUUGAUCUGGGGCAAACAGUUGAACAACGUACAAGCCCCAUGCAGAAGUAUGAACAGUCAACAUGCUCUUGCCAAUCCGUCAUAUCC
Neurospora crassa OR74A is the source of this 1373-nucleotide messenger RNA. Its product is annotated as DUF1665 domain-containing protein. NCBI's taxonomy places the organism in Eukaryota, Fungi, Ascomycota, Sordariomycetes, Sordariales, Sordariaceae. The record is from RefSeq and is a predicted model, not a curated record. Bases 170 to 1195 code for a protein of 341 amino acids. The transcript has a single exon. Gene Ontology annotation, cellular component: preribosome, large subunit precursor. Gene Ontology annotation, biological process: maturation of 5.8S rRNA; maturation of LSU-rRNA.